AUGAGUGUCCAAGAGGCCGUGAAGAUGACUGGCAUGGAGCCCAGAAGAGACCUAGCCGAGUUACGGCUAGAGGUCAAGUCAGAUUACCGCCCUUAUGAAAUAGUCAAACAGCCUCGCCACAUACCAGAAGAAUAUAAACCCAAGCAGGGCAAGAUUGAUUUUGGUACUACCUACAAACAAGAUUUUAAUUCCUACAAAGUGCAACCUGUGACAAUAGUCCGGCCUUUGGAAAGACAGCAAAUUAAAAAAGGAAAGUUGGACACUGUCCCAACCUAUCAAGAUGAUUAUAGACAUUGGACCAUUCAGAAAAUUGAACUUUGUAAACCGGAACAAUCUUACUAUCCCCCAACUGUGAAAUUUGGAAAUUCAACUACAUUUCAGGAUGCCUAUGUUCCUCAGGAGAUAAAUCCUGUGCAAAGUUGUAAACCUUCCCCUGUGAUCAAACGUACCACGGCCCCUUUUAAUGGUGAUACAAGUCAUCGCAUUGAUUAUGUCCCUCUGCAGCUAGAAGUCAAGUCUGCAAAGCCAAAAGACGCUUACAAGCCCCCUGACCAACCUUUUGAGGGUCUCACAACUCACCAGAAUGACUUUCAGGGCCUUUUUGGUGAAAUGGCAAAAAUCUGCAGACCUGGCUCCAUCAGAGCCACCCAAGAUGCUCGAUUUGAAGGAAGCACUGAAUUCCGUGACAGCUUCCAGCCGUGGGAACUCCCACCAACUGAAGUCAGGAAGGUGGCAGAGUAUGUACCACCUGCGGGGAGCGUGCAGUUGAAUACCACCAACCGCCUGGACCACGCCCCUUGUCAGGCCAGCCCAGCUGCUCCCAUCAGGCCUGCUUCUCACAGAAGAAAACACAGUGUUCCUUUCCAAGGAACAAGCACCACGAAGGAGGACUUUCCAGCCUGGGAAAGUUGCCGUCGAGGACUGAUCAGGCAGCAGCAUCAGAUUCCCAGCCCGUCUGGAAAAUUCGAGGGCUUGAGCACUUUCAGAUCUCACUACGUGCCACACGAGUUGAUUCCCACAGAGAGCUGCAAGCCUUUAAAUGCCGCUCCCAAGAGUUCUGCUCCAUUUGGUGGUGUCACCAUGUACUCUGUGGAGUACACACCGAAGAAGCAGGAGAUCUGCCCAACCAGCUAUGCCUCUCCUCCAGGUUAUGUAUUUGAAAAUUCAAAUUCCCAAGGUCAUAAAUUCUUCCGAAAGAUUGCUCCCACAGUGAAAGUCUCCUAA
Messenger RNA from Castor canadensis (American beaver), 1224 nucleotides. The record is from RefSeq and is a predicted model, not a curated record. NCBI's taxonomy places the organism in Eukaryota, Metazoa, Chordata, Mammalia, Rodentia, Castoridae.